ACCUACCGAGUAAGGAGCAGGCAAAAAAGUCACUUCCGGGAAGCUGAAAACACGCUUUCUGCGCUGCAACAUGGAGGCUACCAGCGGAAUCGAUGAACCGGUUUCCGGGGAGCUGGUGUCCGUGGCACAUGCUCUUUCUCUCCCUGCAGAAUCUUAUGGCAAUGAUCCUGAUAUUGAGAUGGCUUGGGCCAUGAGAGCAAUGCAGCAUGCUGAAGUCUAUUACAAGCUUAUUUCAUCAGUUGAUCCACAGUUCCUGAAACUCACCAAAGUGGAUGACCAAAUAUACUCUGAGUUCCGGGAAAAUUUUGAGAAACUCAGGAUAGACGUGUUGGACCCAGAAGAACUCAAGUCAGAAUCAGCUAAGGAGAAAUGGAGGCCAUUUUGCUUGAAGUUUGAUGGAAUCGUAGAAGACUUCAACUAUGGUACUUUGCUGAGACUGGAUUGUUCUCAGGGCUACACUGAGGAGAACACCAUCUUUGCUCCCAGGAUCCAGUUUUUUGCAAUUGAAAUUGCUCGGAACCGGGAAGGCUAUAACAAAGCUGUUUACAUCAGUGUUCAGGACAAAGAAGGAGAGAAAGAAAUCAAUGGAGAAGAGAAUAAAGAGAAAGGAAUUAACAUUGGAGGAGAAGAGAAAGUCAAGAAAGGAGCUGAGAGUGGAGGAGAAAAAGAGGAAGGAGUCAACAGAGGAGAAAAAGGGAAAACUGACAAAGGAGGAGAAAAAGAGAAAAAAGCUGAAGAAGCUGACAGAGAGAUGAACAAAAGUGGUGAAGCAUCUGUGUAAGGUAGACAGGGAACAGCACUCUAGAGGCUGCCACUCAGCUUAGCCUAUAAGUAUCACAGUGCUACUUGCAUAGACCCCUUUGGUUAAAUGUAUGUUCUUGUGAAAUUGAAGGAUUCUCAGAAGGACAUCUUUCUAGCCCAGUAGUCAAGAGCUACUUUUGUUGUUGCCUUGUAUAAAUUGACUUAAAGACUAUUGGUGAGGUUUUUGUGUAUUGUUGAUAUAUUGUUUCUUGUCUCUCACUCCUGGUCAAGUAAGAAAUUUUGUAAAUAAAUUGCUUUUGGUUUUAA
Messenger RNA from Marmota flaviventris (yellow-bellied marmot), 1068 nucleotides. RefSeq names its product polysaccharide biosynthesis domain containing 1 (gene Pbdc1). The record is from RefSeq and is a predicted model, not a curated record. Gene Ontology annotation, cellular component: cytoplasm. Lineage: Eukaryota; Metazoa; Chordata; Mammalia; Rodentia; Sciuridae.